AAUUACUUUCCUUCUCGAUCAUUGUGUUUGGCCCAUUCUUAAAAUUACUGUAAAUUAAUUUUUAAGUAAAAGCUUUUAACUUAUUUCCCUUCGCUCUUCCCUUUCUCAAUCUCCCGCUCUCGAGGUCUCUCUCUCAACUCAACGCCCAGCCGCCCUCCCUUCCCUCCACAGAUAUCUGCCGGCGACACCUCACUGCCACCGUAGGGGAGCCGCGGCGAGCUUCCCCCUCCGACGACGUGCGAAGGACGCCUCCUCACGAAACUCGACAAGUAAUUGGCAAAUUUACUUGUCAAUUACAUCCAAACGAAACUUGGGCAAUUCACAUUAAUGUUUCAGUAUUUCUCGCCUCCAAACGAAGAAAUCGAAGGGGAAGCGACGGAAUUAAGAGGCUCUCUGGAGUGCUGAAGCUGCGUACAUAUGAUAUGCAGAAACACUACCACUUCUGUGCUCCGAGAUAAAAAAUUCUUCCUCUCACUUCUUAAUAAGGCCACUAAACUUCCUCAACUCCUCCAAACGCAAGCGCAGUUAAUCGUCCACGGCAUUCACAGUGAUCUAUCUACAAUUACCAAGCUUACCCACAAGUUCUUUGACCUCGGGUCCAUUCGCCACGUGCACGAGCUCUUUGUUAAUGUCUGCAGACCUGAUCUAUUCAUGUUCAAUGUCCUUAUAAGAGGCUUCUCGGACAAUAACUUGCCCAAAUCUUCGAUCUCUGUCUAUACCCAUUUGAGAAAAAGGACUAAUCUAAGGCCAGACAAUUUCACUUAUGCAUUUGCUAUAUCAGCUGCUUCGAGGUUUGAAGAUGAAAGGAUUGGCACCUUGUUGCACGCACAUUCAAUUGUUGAUGGGGUGGCAUCGAACUUGUUUGUUGGGUCUGCAACCGUUGAUUUAUACUUUAAAUUUACGCGCGCGGACUUGGCGCGGAAGGUGUUUGAUGUAAUACCUGAGCGAGAUACGGUUUUGUGGAACACGAUGAUAUCCGGGUUUUCUAGGAACUCAUGUUUUGAGGACUCGAUUCGUGUUUUUGCAGAUAUGCUUGACGUUGGGCUGCCAUUUGAUUCUACAACUUUGGCUACGGUGCUUACAGCAGUGACGGAGUUGCAGGAAUAUAGAUUAGGGAUGAGUAUUCAAUGUUUGGCUUCCAAAAAAGGGUUCCAUUAUGAUGUCUACGUGCUUACAGGUUUGAUAUCAUUGUAUUCAAAAUGUGGGGAGAGUGACAAAGGAAGGUCGUUGUUUGAUCAGAUUGGUCAGCCAGAUUUGAUAUCUUAUAACGCAAUGAUUUCUGGUUAUACUUUCAAUCAUGAAACUGGGUCGGCAGUGGCACUCUUCAGGGAAUUGCUUGCUUCCGGACAGGAAGUUAAUUCAAGCACAUUGGUGGGCUUAAUUCCAGUUUUUUCGCCCUUUGGCCAUCUGCAGCUUACUUGCUCUAUUCAAACUUUAAGCACGAAGAUUGGUAUUGUUUCACAACCUUCUGUUUCAACUGCACUCACUACUGUUUACUGUCGACUAAACGAAAUUCAAUGUGCAAGGCAGCUGUUUGACGAAUCUUCGGAGAAAACUUUGGCUUCCUGGAAUGCCAUGAUAUCAGGAUACACUCAAAAUGGGUUGACAGAGAGAGCAAUUUCUCUUUUCCAGGAAAUGAUGCCUCAACUCAGUCCAAAUCCUGUCACCAUUACCAGUGUACUUUCGGCUUGCGCUCAGCUUGGAGCUCUAAGUAUUGGCAAAUGGGUCCAUGGAUUGAUUAAGAGUGAAAAACUCGAAUCAAAUGUAUAUGUCUCAACUGCUUUAGUUGAUAUGUAUGCAAAGUGUGGUAGCAUUGCGGAGGCUAGACAGUUAUUUGACAUGAUGGCAGAAAAGAACGUGGUAACUUGGAAUGCUAUGAUAACUGGUUAUGGUCUUCAUGGAUAUGGAAAAGAAGCACUAAACCUCUUUAAUGAGAUGUUGCAAUCAGGGACUCCACCGACUAGGGUUACUUUUCUAUCUAUCUUGUAUGCUUGCAGUCAUUCUGGCUUGGUGAGAGAGGGUAAUGAAAUUUUCCACUCUAUGGUUAACAAUUAUGGUUUUCAGCCCAUGAGCGAGCACUAUGCUUGCAUGGUCGACAUACUUGGGAGAGCUGGACAGCUAAAGAAUGCCUUGGAGUUCAUCGAAAGAAUGCCACUUGAGCCCGGCCCUGCUGUUUGGGGUGCAUUGCUUGGUGCCUGCAUGAUUCACAAGAAUACAGACAUAGCCCAUGUUGCUUCAGAAAGACUUUUCCAAUUGGACCCAGAAAAUGUAGGAUACUAUGUCCUGCUUUCAAAUAUUUAUUCUGCUGAUAGGAACUUCCCCAAAGCUGCUUCUGUCCGACAAGUUGUUAAGAAGAGAAAACUGGCAAAGACGCCAGGGUGCACUCUUAUUGAGAUCGGUAAUCAACCAUAUGUUUUCACAUCUGGUGAUCAGUGCCAUCCUCAGGCCACAGCCAUUUAUGCCAUGCUAGAGAAGUUAGCAGGAAAGAUGAGAGAGGCUGGAUAUCAAUCGGAGACUGUUACUGCUUUGCAUGAUGUAGAGGAUGAAGAGAAGGAGUUAAUGGUGAAUGUCCACAGUGAAAAAUUAGCAAUUGCUUUUGGGCUCAUUUCAACUGAACCUGGAACUGAAAUUAGGAUUAUCAAGAACCUCCGAGUUUGUUUAGACUGUCAUACUGUAACUAAAUUUAUAUCUAAGAUCACGGAGAGAGUGAUUGUGGUCAGGGAUGCUAAUAGGUUCCAUCAUUUCAAAAAUGGUAUUUGUUCAUGUGGAGACUAUUGGUGAAGAUAACACUCCCAUGGUAGUUAAGAUUAUUGGAUAGGGGGAAUGUAUAACUUAUUUUGGGAAGCCAUAAAAGCCAAAAGCCAUUGGCUAACAUGUAUGAGAUUUAAAAUGACAUUAUUAAUAA
Molecule: messenger RNA, 2905 nt
Organism: Momordica charantia (bitter melon)
Lineage: Eukaryota; Viridiplantae; Streptophyta; Magnoliopsida; Cucurbitales; Cucurbitaceae
Gene: MEF29
Product: Pentatricopeptide repeat (PPR) superfamily protein
Biological process (GO): RNA modification
Molecular function (GO): protein binding; RNA binding; zinc ion binding
Source: RefSeq, a predicted model, not a curated record